Suillus clintonianus is the source of this 1143-nucleotide messenger RNA. RefSeq lists its product as uncharacterized. The record is from RefSeq and is a predicted model, not a curated record. The transcript has 5 exons. Gene Ontology annotation, biological process: mitotic cell cycle. The coding region runs from base 1 to 1143 and encodes 380 amino acids. NCBI's taxonomy places the organism in Eukaryota, Fungi, Basidiomycota, Agaricomycetes, Boletales, Suillaceae.
AUGACAACCGGUAUCUUUGGUCCAGGUCUAGUGAAGCCAUCCAUGAAGGCCAGUCGAAAGACAAGUUUACCAAGUGUCAUGGCUAGUCCAGUGAAAGGUGGAGGCGGAGGUAUCUUCGACAACAAUCAUGUUGCCAAUACGACUGCGAAUCUUUGGGGUGCGGAAGAUGAUCCCGGGCAGGGGAAGCAACCCGAUGUGGCAACCCCAUCCAUACCGUCUGGCAGUAGAACUUCCGAAGAACAGAAUAAGGAGGCCGACCUUGUCAUUGAAGACUUUGGAGGCUCGGCCGAUAAAGGCAAGCAGCGCGAGGGAUGGGAUUCGCAUCGUGCAUCAAGCGCAUUGCAUGCUUUAUCGCGAUCACUCUCUGUUCUCCCAAAAACUCCGCCGAAGAUAAUCGCAGCGGGCACGCGCACAGGGCUUCGGUCAUCGAGUAGUACGUAUCAUGGCGCAUCAGGUUCAGGCUCCGAAUUUGCUACGAACGCGAAGGACAAAGGCAAGCCUAACGAAGGUACGGAUGUCGCAGCAUCGCAACAGAACGCAUCCUCCAAGAAUGACGCCGCUGCUAGUCCCGUGGAAGGUGGAAGCGCAGGUAAGAGCGUGUUGAAAGUGUUAAAGAAGUGCGCAAUAUUUGUGGACGUGCGGACGGAUGACGGUGAUGAUGCGGGGAGUCUGUUCGUCGACAUGUUAAGAGGGCUCGGCGCCAGAAUACUUGCGCGUGUUGGGCAAAGCUGUACGCACAUUGUGUAUAAGAAUGGUUCAACGAACACGCUGACGCGAUACAGACUUCUGAAUGACCCCAAACCACUGGUCGUUGGGAUUGCAUGGGUGGUGGAGUGCGUUGAGCAAAGAUCCAGGGUGGAUGAGGCGAAGUUCAAAGUUGAUAUAGAGCUAGUCAACAUCGCGGGCACCAACAAGAGGCGACGUUCUAUGCUUCCGAAGCAUAUGUCAACUAGUGCUGGGUCAAACUUCAUGCCGGCCAACCCCUCAUCGGAAGCCGAUGAGAAUGAGGGACAGCGACAACCAGAUAAUGGCAACGCAGAUACAAGCUUCAGGUCUUCCAAAGACGAAGAUGACCUACCACCGCUAGAGCGUGCACGAAGGCGGCGCAGUGCUCUUCCUGGCGGACAGACGCGGCUGAUUUAA